Pectinophora gossypiella (pink bollworm) is the source of this 1708-nucleotide messenger RNA. RefSeq lists its product as uncharacterized. NCBI's taxonomy places the organism in Eukaryota, Metazoa, Arthropoda, Insecta, Lepidoptera, Gelechiidae. The record is from RefSeq and is a predicted model, not a curated record. Bases 55 to 594 code for a protein of 179 amino acids. The transcript is spliced from 5 exons.
CGGGCGCAGCGCCGGGCGCCAGUCAGUGCGGCGGCGGCGGCGAGCGCGCGCGACAUGGCGGCCUCCCUCGACACCUCAUUCAAGCAGAAGAUAUGCGAGUCGGUGGAGAUCCCGAUCCUGACACGAUGCUGCUUCUGCUUCCCCCUACGGAAGGGGCUCAUCUCCUUCGCGUACAUAAACCUGGUGUUGACGCUGGUGGUGACCAGCUUCCUGUCGCUGUACAUGGCGCAGAUGCGGCGCGUGGACGCAGCCGGCGACGCGAGCGACGCGGGUGCAGCCGCUGAGUUCCCGCGGCUGUGCGCUGACACGGCCGGCCUGCUGCUGGAGCUGAUCAUGACCGUCAGCUUCAUCGUGGCGCUGCACAAGAAACACGUGCUGCUGAUGAAGGUGUACCUGUACUUCGAGAUCGUAUUCUCCGUCAUCGGGUUCGUGUACAGCGUGGCCUUCCUGACGCGUGAGACCGCCAGCGAGCUGUUCCUCAUACUCUUCCAACUCACGAUCCAGAUAUACCUGGUGAUCCUGAUCUGGAGCUCGAUCGUGAAGAUGCAGCGCGACGGCAGCGUCAAGUACGUGCGCGACCGCGAGGAGGCGUGACGUCACUCGCCCGCUCCUCACCUCGACGUGUGGGUGCGAGGGAGUAACAGCUAGACUGGCACGCGUACCCACACCAAGUGUCUUGCGAAUUUUCGCUUUUCGUAAAAAAGAAAAUAGACCGUGAAAUUUAGUCGUAAAUGUUUGAGGAUCUGUUUCACGCGCUUUCAAGUGUCUCGUGAUUCAUUAAACAGUUGUGUAGCAUAUGUACCGUCACGAGCAUUAAUAUGUAUACACUUUGGUACCAUGUCACAUUAACUUUUUUGACAAAUGGAACUGUAAGUCUCAUCAUCAUCAGCCGUACGACGCCCACUGCUGGGCAUAGGCCUCCCCCAAGGAUCUCCACGACGAUCGGUCCCGCGCUGCCCGCAUCCAACGGCUUCCCGCGACCUUCACCAGAUCGUCGGUCCACCUUGUAGCGGGCCUACCCACUGAGCGUCGUCCAACACGUGGUCGCCAUUCCAGAACCCUUCCGCCCCAGCGGCCAUCGGUUCUCCUCGCACCUCUGUAAGUCUCACUAAAUGUCAAAUAUGUUAGUGCGACAGAGUCCUAAAGUGGUUACAUUAUAUUGCUCAUGACUGUACUACUUUCAGAUAUUUGUACCGUGUGAAACGGACUUAGAGUAUUGUAUAGUAAUGUUACAGGGUCCAGUACGUGUUAAGUGGCUGGUGUUGCCGGGUAACAUGAGAACUCUUGCAGCCACAGCUGUCGUCGCGAGCCUCUCUAUGACGCAACUCCCAGAGUGAGGCGCGCAUGGUUCUCACGUUACCAAGACAAUCCCCGCAGGUAGUAUAGUAGCAAGUAGCGGGUGGUAGUUACCGUUUUAAGCGAUUGUGAUGUCGGUAGUGUAUAAGUAACUAUUACUGAACUACGGUGUAGGGUGUGUCCGAACUUGUCGACAAGUUGGAGACACCCCAGUCGUCGCGCGCUAGAGUACGUAACAAUAAUUAGCUUUAACAUAGUCGAACUUACUAUCUCAUAUCAAAAAUAGGUUCGAUAUAUUUUUAUAACAAAGUAUUUUUGAAAUUUAGCCUAAGGUCUUGGAGUACAGUUGUAAAUAUUAUUAUGAUUCGAGUUUACGCAGUGUUAGACCAAAUAAAUAUUAUUUGAGUAUAAA